UCCGAGAAACCUGGUUUGGUUUUAGGACAAAGGAUUCUGCCAAAAGCCAAAAGUUUUUCCGCUUUUAAAGAUUUCCAGGUCAUAAGAUUGUGAUGCAACCAGUCAACGGAAAGAAGAAUUAAGAAGGCUGAGGCUGUUGUGUUCGAGCGAUUCUUCCUCUCACACGAAUUAUUUCUGCUUUUAUAAAAAAAAAACCGCGAAAUUUUCUAAAAGGAUUCAAGCAAAAGAAUCACUAGGGUCGUAAGAAUGGCUGAUGAUGCUAUUGGGGAUACCACUAUUGCCCUUGAGGUUGUUGAUUCUGGGGAUCCAGAGGUGGAGUCAGAUAAUAUUUACUCAUAUGAAGCAGUUAUGCCUAAUGGAGAGGGGAUCCGUGAAGCAGGAAUAGUCAGAGAAAUUCUAACAAGAGUAGAGCUUUAUUUGGCAUAUUCAUCUGAGAAGUUGGUAAACUUGGACAUACUUUUGAUGCAUGUUGCUACCAUGGAAAGUGACUUAGAAGCUUUUUCCUUAGAGAGUGAUGAAAUCUUAGCUUUUCCUCUUGAGAAAGCCUUGGAAUUUGAUUUCUUAUCUGGAAUUUUAGAUUCAGAGGUGAGAGACCUGGAUAGCUUCAUGGAUUCUCUUCAAAUGGAAAUCAGGGAUGCUUGUCAGAGAAUAAUCUCAUAUGAACCCUCGGGAGAAUCUUUUGUUGAAAUGGAGGCAAAGUUGCAUGAUGCUGAAGAAUCUCUGAAGCAGUCAAAAGAUCAGGUUGCUGAAAUGAGAGCACAAGCAGCUAUGUUCCACAGAACAUUAUUAGCUUUUGGUGGACAAGAAAAUUUGAAUAAUGGCAAGGGUGCAGAUUUUUCUGAAGGUGGUCAAGUUUCAAACAUGAAUGCAAAGUUAAAAAUGCAGACUGCUGAACAGCAAAGACAUAUUCUAAGGAUGCUGGAGAAUUCUUUAGCUAGAGAGCUAGACCUUGAAAAGAAACUAACUGACUCAAGACAAAAUGAAGAAGAGAUCAGAAUUAAGUUGCAUUCUACAGAACAAGAAUUACUCUGCAUGGAAGAAGCAGAAGAAAUUCUUUUUUGGAGGAUCUUUGAGGUUGAAAAUGCUGCUGAGGUGUUAAGGGGAAUUUCUAAAGAACUUAUGGGUCAACUACAGGUUUCUCAAUUCAAUUUGAAUAGCUUAAUUCAACGAGAAAGUGAAGCCAGAUCUAAGCUUCAGGAUUGCACAGAACAGCUGAACACCAAAGAAAAUGCUUUAAGGAAGCUUGAGACCAGCAAUGUAGAACUUGACAAUUUCCUACUGACAGAGACAAACCGCUUAAAAGAUCAUCUGAAGGAAGCUGAAGAUAGAUAUAUUGUUGCUAAUUCUGAGGCCUUUACUUUGAGGGAAAAAGUGAGUUUGCUUGAGGAGCAGUUGAAAGAAUCUGAGACUCAACUACAAAAUGCAAAGGCCACCGUGGAAGCAAACAAGGUGCAACAUGAUGCUUUAUAUUCUGAACUCAAUGACAUGGAAAAUGCAAUUGAAGAUCUGAAAGAAAACCUUUCUAGGGCAGAAAACAAGGCUGAAAGUGCUGAAACCAAGUGUAAGCUGUUAACAGAGACUAACCUGGAACUUAAUGAAGAACUUGGUUUUCUUAAGAAUGAUAGUAACAACAUUGAGAAGAUAAACUUGCUUGAGAAGCAGCUGAGGGAAUCUGAUGUUCAAUUGCAAAAUGCAAAAGUGUCUGCUGAAGCUACUCAAGAGCAACUGAACAUGUUGUAUACUGCAAUUGGGGAUAUGGAAAAUUUAAUCAAUGAUCUAAAGUUAAAGGUGUCAAAAGCUGAAAGUCGGGCUGAGACCGUAGAAGAUAAUUGCAUUGUAUUAUCUGAAACUAACUUUGUACUUAAUGAAGAACUGAGUUUUCUGAGAAGUAGACUGGAGUGUUUGGAGUCAUCUUUGCAUCAAGCUGAUAAUACAAAAAUAGAAACAGCAAAGGACAUUAGCAUUAGGACGAAAGUAAUAACAGAUCUGGUCAUGCAACUAGCUGUAGAAAGAGAGCGCCUUCAGAAUCAGGUAACUUCAUUGAUGAAGGAAAACAGAACUUUGGCAGAAAAGCUACAAAAUGGAGACAAGGAUAUGCCUGCAGUGAUGACCCACAAUGGGAACAAAUGCACUACUUCUACAAAUGCACCCCAUGAGGAAGAUACAGAAUCUUCAGCUACAAGUUUGCAGUUGGCUCUGAUGUCAAAGGAAAGCUAUAAUGAUGCCGAAAAAUCAUCAGGGUCUACUUCAAAUCAUAAAAGAAGAAAAACUUCAAUCGUAUGGGAACAUUUUGAUUUAUUCUACGAUAAAAAUGGAAUUGAAAUAGCAAAAUGCAAAAAUUGUGAUAAAACAUAUAAUGCAGAGGUGAAUGUUGGGACACCAAAUAUGUUGCAUUAUAUAGAAAUUUGUGGAGAAGGCUUAGAUGAAUCUUCUAAGAGUCGAGUUAGUAAAUGUGAUCAAGAUGCAUAUAGAGAACAUGAACAUAUGGCAAUGGCUAUAAUUAGACAUGUGUAUACAUUUUCAUUUGCAGAGCAUGAAAGUAAUAGGUGUAUACAUUCUGGUUUGAAUCCAAAAGUGAAACAUAUUUCAUGCAACACUACAAAAGCUGAUGUAUUAAAGAUGUACAAUAAGGAGAAGAAAAAAUUGUGAGAUUUAUUACAAUUACUUCCUGGUAGAAUUUGUCUUACAUUAGAUAUGUGGACUUCAAUUACAAUGGAAUCAUAUAUGUGCAUCAGUGUACAUUUUGUUGAUAGUGAGUGGAGACUAUAGAAACAGAUUCUAUGUUUUUUUCAUGUACCACGCCCUUACACUGGUGUUGCAAUUUUGAAAAAAGUGUCGAAUGUAUUGGAUGAGUGGAAAAUUGAAAACAAGUUAUUCUCAAUUACUUUAAACAAUGUUUCUGCUAGUGAUACAUUUGU
Molecule: messenger RNA, 2918 nt
Organism: Nelumbo nucifera (sacred lotus)
Lineage: Eukaryota; Viridiplantae; Streptophyta; Magnoliopsida; Proteales; Nelumbonaceae
Product: WPP domain-interacting tail-anchored protein 1-like
Source: RefSeq, a predicted model, not a curated record